AGGAAGGCGCGUACGAGCAAGGAUCUACUAACCGUUCUGCUCGUGUGUGGAAAAGAAAUAAUUUUUUUGUUUAAUGUUGAAGCUUAAACAGAAAAAGUUGAUAAAUUAUUCAUAUAAACAAGGAUAUCAUUCAUGAAUUAACUAUAAAUUCGAAGUGUAAUAAGUAAUUGUGUGGGAGGAAAUGAAAAUAUCCUCUAAUCUUAGUUUGAUUGAUGUAACUUCGUCGUUUUAAAAACAUACACAGAGACGAAAGUGAAAAGAAAAGUUUGGGGAUUCAAUUACAUAACAACAAAAUAAAAAGUGUAUGAAACAUCAUUUGAAAAGAAAAGCUAACUGAUUUUAAAAGAUUAGAGUCGGUUCUGUGGAGUGAAAGUGAAUGAAAGUAAGCUCGCUCAGGGAAAGGAACAAGAAAGUUAGAGCAUCGCGGAAAAAAGAAAUUAAAAAGUGGGCAGGGCGAGUUAGAGAAGAAAAAAGUAAAGCAAGUUUUUAAUGGAAAAGUUGGUUCCAUCAAUGAUUGUGACUUAAAAAAUUGUAAUGAGAAGGAAUAUAAAUGAUUAUGUCAAAAGUACGUGACUAUUAAUUUAAUACAGAGAAUGAUUGAAAACGAACGAUAUCAAUUUAUCUGUGCAAGCAUCAGAUGCGAUUUAAAGAUACGAAAUUAAUAGUUGGGACACUUUGAAGUUCAAAUACGAUUCAGAUUCAAAUAUUUGAAUAAAAAGAUAUCCCAGGAGAUUUAAAACAUCGAUUAAUCAACAUCAGCUGAUAUCACAAUCGCAAUCUGACACGACGUGAACGUAUGAAAUUACAACCAAAAACAAACAUCCAACGACAAAACGAACGAUGACGAAUUUAUUCAAAUUAAAGAAGAAGACAACAAAUGAAUUAAUUCGUUUUUAUAUUUCCAUCUUCGUCAAUGUUAAUUUGACUUAUAAAUUGAGAAGUUUCGAGCUAUGAAUUAAUAUUUAAUUGUCACUGAAAUUAUUGAAAGCUCCAUCAGCAAACAACAAGCGAAGCGAGAUAAUUGAACGAAGAAAGGAAGAAAAAAAUAAAAAAUAAUUAAUUCAUCAAGCGGCCGAUAACAAGAGAACAUUUUUCGUAAAACGAAUUCACCGGAAAAUUAAUUUUGAUGUUGAUAGAGCAAAGUUGAAGAUAUUCUUUUACGUGAAGCGAUUACCACAUCCGCCCACCAUGCCAUUGCUUUUUACUGUCCAAACUAAUUCCUUGUUAUUAUUGUUGUUGAUAUGGGCAUUCGUGAGUGGAGAGUUAAAAGAUUACAACGAACCGAAAGUCGAACCACUUCUUCAGUCAAAUGCUCGGCCAUCGGGUCAAUCGAUUUCAUUUUCACCGGGACAGUCUGUAAGUGAACUUCCGAUAUUUCCUGAAAGAUCAGAUGCAGUCUACUUUGUUGUUGCUGUACCUGGUGGUGCUAAAAGUUGGGGACGUGCUUUGGCAAGGACACUUUUGGACAUGGGAACACCGUUCAGUAGUCCGCAAGGGCCACCUUUACGACCGAUUUAUGUUGACCUCCCAACAAGCGGAAGGUUUUCGGCUAAAGUACUUACAACACUUUGUGAUCAAGUUGAGGGAGUUCCUUUAAGUGGCAUGAUAGUUGUGGGAGAUGGUCAAGCAGCAAGGUCAAUAGCGCUUUCAGGAAAUGCAAUGAAAGUGCCUGUGCUUUGGGCUAAAGGUGGAACUGCUCAACUUCAUGCAGGUGGUAGUGAGGCUCAAAACUUUCUCCAAGCAACAUUACAACCGUCAGCAAAGGAAAUUCUUCAAGCAAUUAGGGCGAUAUUUUUACAAACUCAUUGGCAUUCCUUUUUUGUGCUGUCGGAUAUCGGCUCCACGAUGGUGUUGGGUAGCAGCUUAGGCGGAAUUUUAAAGAAAACGCCAUUAUCACCAACAAUUUUACCAUUGUCGAGUAACAAAGACGAUGUCUUCAGGCAACUUGCGAAAAUCUCUCGCUCAACACGUGGCAUUGUUCUCUUGCUUUGUGAUUUAAAUGCUGCCCGCAGUGUCAUGUCCGAAGCACAGCGUCUGAAAAUGACGGGUGGACAUUUCAUUUGGAUAUGGGCGGACACAAGUUCCACUGCCGAAUUUUUUCAACCGAAUAGUGUUCCAAAUACAGAUGACAAGGACCAAAUGAUGAAUGCCAAAGGCAAUUACGAAGAGUUUAAUAAUAGAAAGAAAGCUGAAUCACAAAUUGAACGUCAUCAAGGUGGUGGUGGCAGUAAACGUCAGCAAAAUAAUACUCGAUAUAAAUCAUCCAACAACAAUAAUCGUUUUCAACAAAUCAUUGGGUUGAAUGAAGAUGACGAGCGGACCUUUUUUACUGAUGGUCAAGUACCGCUUAAAGUUAAAAGAUUUAAACAAAAUUUAGAGUCGAACGAUUACACGGGAAGUGUUGAGAAACAUUCGCAAAAUAAUCUUAAAAUCAAGAAUAUCGAGAGUAAAGAGUUCAAUGCCAAUUAUUACGAUCCAUAUUCGAUUGGACGUCAAGGUGAAGAUGAUGAUAACGACAGCAGUUACGGAAGUGACCUCAAUGAGUCAACCAACAUUGAAAACAACUAUGAAACAUUUGAUAAAAUCAAUCCAUAUGAGAGUCAUAGGGAAGUGACGACGUCAGCAGGGUUCGAAGAAACAACACGCCGUCCAAAGUCGUCAGACGUGAACGAGAAAACGCAAGCUAAUAAUAAUAAAAAUACGAAUCGAAACCAUCGUAACGAUGGCAAUAACAAUAAACCAAUCACACCAACUGUUUCGGCUCCAAAGAUUUUUGACGAUAACGAAAAUUUGGAUUUGGAGGUGUACACAGAAGCAUCGAACGAUUUGAAAGCAAAGCGUGCUGAUAAUUCUCCUUCAACAUUCAAUAUUUCAUCGCACGUCUUUUUCCAUCAUUUCAAAGAUUUCCCAGUAGGAUUAUUGGCACUAAGACACAUCAAGAUGAAUAUCGAUCGUGUUUUUGUGCGUGCAGCAGUACGUUUGUUUGCUUCAACAUGGAACAUUGUUGAGAAAGACGAAGAAUUGCGAACAGCAUCGGGUGGAAAGUUUAUUUUUCAAAAAAUUAAUUGGGAUGACGAUUGGAGUGACAACGAUUACGACGACGAUGAGAUCGUGAAUAAUUUUAAAGCUACGAAAAAGCUCAAGAGUAAAGGAAAUCAAAAUGUUAACAAUCGACACAUGAACGCACGUGGCUCGAGAAAAUACAAGCGUGAUGUUCAAUUGAACGAAAAUAUUGAAGCAUCAGUAAUCCAAACAACAUUCGUUAACAGUAGAAAUAAAUCUAGUAAUUCUAACACUAAAGUAGUUGAUGAUUUAAAAAAUAAAACUAAUUUACAACACGUAAGUGACCUAAACUCACACCCCAGCGAUGAUGUAAACAAAAGCAAUAAAAAUAAUAAAAAUAUUACAAGUAAUUCUAACACGCCAAGUGCUGUGAAUGUUCAUCGUGAAACAAUUCAAAGCUUGAAGUUGGAUGGCAGAAUCGACAUCGUCAAACGUCAAAACUCUUGGUGGUCAAAUAUUUUUGGUGGUAAAACUCCAGAGAAACCCAAAAUAACUCGUGGAACGCCACAUUACAAAGGUGGCUGUUUUGGUGUGCCAACUCGUGCCGAUGUUAAUCGUUCUGAGAUUUUUGCAAGAUACUUACGUGAAGCUGUGACACUCGCACUUUCUGGCCGCACACUUCCUGGUGGCACAAUGGAGAAAAAUCUUAUUUCAAAUUUUGAAAUACUAAACUUGGUUCCUACACAAAGCAAAGCUCGAAUGCAGCAACAACAUCAAAGAAAGAAAAAUGAAUUAAAAAAGAACUCUAACUUGAUGUCUUCAAAGAGUGAGAAUCCCGAGAGUACAAAGUGGCGACGAGUCGGUCUGGUCUUGGGCCGGAAGGUUCAUUUAGACACAAUCGUUUGGCCCGGCGGUGAUAUCGUCGUAUCAGGUUUGUCGACCAGAGCACGAUCCGUUUUUCGUGUCGUGACAUCUUUAUCGCCGCCUUUUGUGAUGGAAUCUAAUUUGGAUGAAGAUGGAAUGUGUCUCCGCGGGUUGCCGUGUCAUCGUUUAUCUACUUCAGGAAAACAUAAUCUGACGCUCAUGUUCAACUCAAUUGAAACGAAGGAGCGCUUCGAGGAAGAUGCCGUUGAGCAUGGUAAUCAAAUCCCUUUGAACGAGGAUCAUAAAUCAAGUGAAAAAGUUUCAUACAAAACAAGAUGCUGCUAUGGAUUAUCAAUGGAUUUGCUUGAUAAUGUUGCGUCAGAGCUUGGAUUCGGUUACAUUAUUUAUAUCGUCAGUGAUGAAUUAUUUGGCUCGAAGCAAGUAAAGAAGAAUUUUCAACCAGAAUUUAAUCGACCAGUUGAUGCUGUUCAAGAACAUCUUAGAGAUAGAGACAGAGAACGAGAUAAGAAUAUCAACGAAAAAUCAAAUCGAAGAUUCAAUCAGAGAUUCCAUGAUCAAUCAGUAUGGAAUGGAAUUGUUGGUGAUUUAGUUGUCGGUUCAGCUGAUAUGUCUUUCGCUCCAUUGAGCGUUUCAAAGUCACGAGCUGAAGUGAUUGAUUUCAGUGCGCCAUAUUUUCACAGCGGAGUUUCGUUGUUGGCCGCCCCAAAGGUUACAACAGACAUUCCACUCUUGGCAUUCCUCAUGCCAUUCUCGCCUGAAUUGUGGAUAGCCAUCUUCAUAUGGCUUAAUUUAACUGCCGUCGCUGUUGCGAUAUAUGAAUGGCUAUCCCCUUUCGGGCUUAACCCUUGGGGCCGUCAGCGUAGUAAAAACUUCAGUCUCUCAUCGGCUUUAUGGGUCAUGUGGGGAUUAUUAUGUGGACAUUUGGUGGCAUUCAAAGCUCCGAAAUCUUGGCCAAAUAAAUUUCUCAUUAAUGUUUGGGGAGGUUUCAGUGUCAUUUUCAUUGCAUCAUACACAGCUAAUAUUGCAGCUCUUAUAGCUGGUUUAUUCUUUCACAAUGCUGCAAACACUUACGACACGUCGCUCAUGAAUCAACGUGUUGGAAUUCCUCGUUCGUCAGCUGCCGAGUCUUAUGUUCAACAUAAUGACAAGCAUCUAUGGGAGAAAAUGAAGAAAUAUACGUUCAGUAGCAUCGAGGAUGGAAUAAUUGGAUUAAAAAAUGGAUCAAUCGACCUUUUGAUGGCCGACUCACCAAUAUUGGAUUAUUAUCGAGGCUCGGAUCUGGGUUGUAAUUUAAGGAAAAUUGGCGAGAAUUACGUUGAAGAUACUUACGCCAUUGGAAUGAGUAAAGGUUUUCCCUUAAAGGAAUCAAUUUCAGCGCUUAUAGCGAAAUAUUCGAGUAAUGGAUAUUUGGAUAUUCUCGUUGAAAAGUGGCACGGUGGCUUGCCAUGUUAUCGUGAUGAAGAUCACAUUGAAAUUGUUCAACCUCGUCCUCUCGGAGUUGCUGCUGUUGCCGGUGUUUAUUUAAUGUUGGGAUUAGGAAUGAUUUUGGGUGUUUUGAUUCUGAUUUUCGAGCAUAUGUUUUUCAAGUAUUAUUUGCCAAUUUUGCGGCAUCAACCCAAAGGUUCUGUUUGGCGAAGUAGAAACAUUAUGUUCUUCAGUCAGAAACUUUAUCGUUUCAUUAAUUGUGUGGAGUUGGUGUCACCACAUCAUGCUGCAAGGGAAUUAGUGCACACUUUGCGGAAAGGACAUAUCACAAGUUUGUUUCAGAAAAGUGUCAAAAGGAAGGAAGAUGAACAGCGUCGCAGAAGGAAGAGUAAAGCGCAAUUUUUCGAGAUGAUUCAAGAGAUAAGAAGGGUUCAACAAGAAGAAAAAGAACAACCAGUCGUCCCAACACUUGCUGUGGUGCCGGAAGUUGAACCAAAUCAAAGUCCAAACCCGGAGAUCCAAUCAAUCGCAUCAUCGGUUUCGUCGGUUAAACCAAAAGCAAGUCCAAAACUUAGAAUUUUUAGUUUGAAACGGGAUGGAAGGUCACGUUCAAACUCUUCAAGUUUAAAUGUUAGAAGAUUCAGCACUGACAGCAUUAUGGGUGAAAGACUUGAUACAAUUGGUAGAAGAUUGAGUCGUGAUAUCGCCAGUGACCUGGCAAAUUCUCCACCCGAUUUGGGUCAUCGAUUUGAAACUUUUGGAAAGACAGAAACGACAUCCAAAUUUGACACAUUUUCUGGUAAAGGACUCACAAAGUCAGCCGAUGAUCUUGAUAAAUCGAGUCGAGAAAAAAAUAAAUUUGACACAUUCAGUGGAGUGUUUGACGAAGCAAAGCCAGCUCUGCCAGCGAAGAAAAAUCCAAGGAAUAAACUUAAGAGAAAGCAAAUAAGCAAAGAAAUUUUUGAAAGCAAACACCAAGUGACAUUUGAAAAUCAAUCCACGCUUCCUUUAAGAGAUUCAGCACGAGAAGUUAUUAAAGAAUCUUAUCGUGAGUCGCUUCAUCCUGCUAUCUUUCAACUUGAUAGCUCAAAAGCUGUUCUUCGUGAUAAGCUUCAUGAAGAGCUUAAACAGAAAUAUGGAAAGAACAAAACUCUUCUUAAAGCAAAGCCGCCCAAGGCAAUGAGUUCAUCUGUUCAGCGGUCACAAAUAAAAAGUCAAAAUCCUAAUGAUAGCUUUCUUAAAGUACAAAGCAAUGAUUCGUUGAAUGUUCGACCUGUUCCCUCGCCACGUUCCAAAUCAAGAAAUUAUUCCGAAGACGAUGACGACGAUGAGGGACUCGAUCCAACUUAUGCGACCAUCCAACCACGAAACAAGAGUCCACGAGUUUCCAACAACAGCGUUCCACUUGGUCGUUUGUCGAAGGAAGAUUUGCUUAAUCUCAGUUCACGAACAGAAUCUGAAAUUCAUGAAUUUCUGAAUGGAAAGCCGGGCACAAAAAACAGUAAAACGGAUCCACCUUGAUAUUAAAGAGAAGAGCGUCAAGUUCGUUGUGCAUAACGUUUUUUCUACAAGAAACUUUUCUUCUAUUUAUUAUGUUUUUUCAUAAUGACAAAGACAAAAGAAUCGACUUUGAAUUCUACCACCGUCUCGUCACGCACAAGUGAGUUCUCGGUGUUUGUGUUUUAAAGAAAAAUUUUACAGCAUUAAGAUGAUGUUGUCUAACCAAUCAUAAUCCGUUAAACGAGUGUAUAAAAAAAUAUGCUGCGUUGAAUGUUCUCACGUUUCCAACAAUGGUAAUGCCGUCGACUGUUGUGUUGAUAACUUUUCUUUUACACCAUUUGAAUGGCACGAAAUGAUGUGGCAGAAUGUCUAAAGGUUGACGUCUUUCACUCUGUCUUAUCAACACCAUUAUCCAAUUUCCUUUAUUCUACUUUUGGUUCUGCUUUUCGUCGCUGAAAUAAUAAAUUACGAUCUAUGCUUUGAAAAAAUGAAGAAAAAAACCCGCGAGAGAUUUAUGUGUUAGAAUCAAGUGGGAAGGGAGGAGGAUAAAUUUAAUUUUAAUUUUUCUCAUGCUUUUAUUUUUGUUAUCUCAAUAUAAAAAGUUAAGAGAUCAACUUUAUAUUCAUAUCUACUCAAAUGAUGAAAUUGUAACUUCUCAAAAUGUCAUUGAAUAAAAAUGUUGAAAACACGAACCCAAAAAAAGUCUUCAAAAGCAAUUAAGAUCCAAAAAAAAUCUAAUUUUGAAGCAUGCUUAUUGUGGAAAUCAAUUUGAA
This is a messenger RNA of Clunio marinus, 7586 nucleotides long. The record is from the annotation of a GenBank genome assembly. NCBI's taxonomy places the organism in Eukaryota, Metazoa, Arthropoda, Insecta, Diptera, Chironomidae.